This is a messenger RNA of Aureobasidium namibiae CBS 147.97, 942 nucleotides long. RefSeq names its product putative alternative oxidase. Lineage: Eukaryota; Fungi; Ascomycota; Dothideomycetes; Dothideales; Saccotheciaceae. Gene Ontology annotation, biological process: alternative respiration. Gene Ontology annotation, molecular function: alternative oxidase activity. Bases 1 to 942 code for a protein of 313 amino acids. The record is from RefSeq and is a predicted model, not a curated record. The transcript has 2 exons. Gene Ontology annotation, cellular component: mitochondrion.
AUGAGCUACACGCAACCAAGAAAGUUCAGCACAACGCCCUCUCGAACCUUGAAGCAGUUUUUCCCUGCUCCCGAUGCUCCCAGCAUCAGAACCACAGAAGCAGCAUGGCCACACCCAAUAUACACCAAAGAGCAAAUGGAAGCUGUCGUGAUCGCGCAUCGAGAAGCCAAGACAUGGUCAGACUGGACGGCACUGGCUGCCAUCCGCACACUGCGAUGGGGCCUGGACCUGGCUACUGGCUACAAGCACGACAAGGCUGUGGCUAGUGGAGAAAAGAGCGCCAAAAAUGCCAACCAGAAGCAUGUCAUGACGGCGAGAAAAUACAUGAUCCGGAACAUCUUCCUCGAGUCUGUAGCCGGUGUGCCAGGAAUGGUCGCAGGCAUGCUACGACAUCUGCACUCGAUGCGGCGAAUGAAGAGAGACAACGGCUGGAUCGAGACUCUGCUCGAAGAGUCAUACAACGAGAGGAUGCAUCUGUUGACCUUCCUCAAGAUGGGAGAACCAGGACCGUUCAUGCGGUUCAUGGUUCUGGCUGCUCAAGGAGUCUUUUUCAACGCAAUGUUCGCCGCCUACCUCGUUUCGCCUCGAACCGCCCAUCGCUUUGUCGGCUAUCUCGAGGAGGAAGCUGUGCUUACAUACACACGCGAGAUCGCAGACUUGGAUGCGGGAAGACUUCCAGAGUGGGAGAAGCUUGUUGCUCCCGACAUUGCUAUCAAGUACUGGCAUAUGCCCGAGGGCCACCGCACGAUGCGCGACUUGUUGAUGUACAUUCGCGCAGAUGAGUCCAAGCACCGCGAGGUCAAUCAUACACUCGGCAAUCUCGAUCAGAAGGAAGAUCCCAACCCGUUCGUGUCCGAAUACAAGGACAAGACGAUUCCUCAUCCGGGAAAGGGUCUCCAGCACCCCAAGCCUACGGGAUGGGAGAGGGCCGAGGUCAUGUAG